Polychytrium aggregatum is the source of this 1430-nucleotide messenger RNA. RefSeq lists its product as uncharacterized. Lineage: Eukaryota; Fungi; Chytridiomycota; Chytridiomycetes; Polychytriales. The transcript has 2 exons. The record is from RefSeq and is a predicted model, not a curated record. Bases 110 to 1255 code for a protein of 381 amino acids.
UGCAACGUCAUCAAGCCCGCGCUGCGACACCGAGCCCGCCCUGCAUCGCCAUCGAGCCCGCUCGGCAGCGCAACGUCCAUCCUGCGGCAUCGCCAGCAUCCAGCAGGCCAUGCCGCCUGAGAAAAAGCCUCGGGCCAAAGUUGCUCCAGCCCUUGCCUUCUACCUCGACCACGCCGGCCAGAAGCGAUCCCACAAGAACGGCGAUAUUCGUGCGGCAUUCGGCAGCCUCUCGAGACCGUCGCACUCCAGCUGUCCGGCAUCCCCGCGCCCAGUAUCGCUAUCUCCAUCGAGAGCAUCGCCCAAGGCCACACCGCCCUCGGUCCAACGCAAGUCUCCGUCCAUCUCGAUCGACCUCUCGGACACGGCCAGCGAUGCCUCGCCCAGCGACGCCGAUGCUCUUUGGGACCCUCGUCCUCCUUCCCGCAAGCGUCCCAUUGAUCUGAAGAGCGGCUUUGAUACCUAUUCCCCGACUCGCCAGCCCGAUCGCACUUCGAGAGCACCAGCGCAGGCCGUGUUCGACCUCGAUGUGGAGCAGGAGCCGACGUCGUCCAAGCACCGCAGAAGCGUUUCCCUGUCGCUGGAGGACAUGUCUGAUCCACCUCAAGAGACCAAGCUUCGCAGUGCCCGGAGCGGGAGGCCGACAGCCAAGACCGAUGCGGAUGCAACCCCGUCUUUCAAGCGGCUCAGGGGUGAAUCCAAGUCAGUGCCGCCGGCUGAGACCGUCCGCUCUCCAUACGCAACCCCGCCCUGGGACCAUCCGGACUACCACGAAUUCGUUCGGAUGUGGACGGCAUACUACCGGUAUCCGUACGAGAAGUCGCUGGCCUCGAUAUCUGCUCCGCCCUCGGAUCCAGACCUAGUCCCUGCCGGGCCUGAAUCACACGGGCUCUCGCAUGAUCUAGAGCCAGAGCCAGAGCCAGAGCCAAAGCCAAAGCCAGAACCUCCGAAGCGCAAGACGUACCUUGCCAACCGAGAUGUCGUCGGCGUCAGGGGACUGUUUCCAAAGCAGACGCAGCCCACCCGACUCUAUCCCGGCAAGCAUCGCCAGGAGGCAGGCCAUCUCGACGAGGCAGAGCGUUCCAAACCUGCUGCGAUUCGCAGCCCUUCAGCUUCGACAUCCAGGAUCCGGCGCUCGGCCACAUCCUCCGGUGGCAGGUCGCCGUACUUCAUAGGCUCGACGGUACGGACCAAGUUGUCGCGGCCUUCGCCUGCCGAUACCUGGAGCUACGAGCUCUCCGGCGAUGACUCUGGAUAGGCGCCUCAUCUCCACUCGCGGUAAACCCGAAUGCAUCAGGAAAGACUCAAAGCACAUGAUGCCAACAGCAAUGUGCUGGAAACAAGUCUCUCGUCCCCAUCGUCCAACCGGUGACGCUACAAACAUCCCUCGACAGAGAUACAUUAUCGGCAACCUAUGCAGUCUCGCCGGAUGC